Molecule: messenger RNA, 510 nt
Organism: Arabis nemorensis
Lineage: Eukaryota; Viridiplantae; Streptophyta; Magnoliopsida; Brassicales; Brassicaceae
Source: the annotation of a GenBank genome assembly
AUGGCUGCUACUUCCGAACCCAAAUCCAUCUACGAUUUCACCGUCAAGGAUGCGAAGGGAAAUGAUGUUGAUCUAAGCACUUACAAAGGGAAAGUUCUCUUGAUCGUGAACGUUGCUUCUCAGUGUGGUUUGACCAAUUCGAACUAUACUGAGCUUGCGCAGCUGUAUCAGAAGUACAAAGAUCAUGGGUUUGAGAUUCUUGCAUUCCCGUGUAACCAGUUUGGUAACCAAGAACCUGGUUCUAAUGAAGAGAUUGUUCAGUUUGCUUGUACCCGUUUCAAGGCUGAGUACCCGAUAUUCGACAAGGUUGAUGUGAACGGAGAUAAAGCUGCUCCAAUCUACAAGUUUCUGAAAAAAAGCAAAGGCGGGCUUUUUGGAGACGGCAUCAAGUGGAACUUUGCCAAGUUCUUGAUUGACAAAGAUGGUAAUGUCGUUGACCGUUACGCUCCAACUACUUCUCCUCUCAGCAUUGAGAAGGACCUGAAGAAACUGUUGGGUGUUACUGCUUAA